Molecule: messenger RNA, 4189 nt
Organism: Schistosoma rodhaini
Lineage: Eukaryota; Metazoa; Platyhelminthes; Trematoda; Strigeidida; Schistosomatidae
Source: the annotation of a GenBank genome assembly
UCUAAACAUUGUACAGUGACCUUGGGCUGCCUUAAGUUGAUGCUUGCAUAAGUGUCCGUUUAAGGUAUUUCCCUAUCCCGCCCAGAAUGAAUAAUCGAGGAAUCCCUAUGUUACCUCGUAGAUGGUUGAAAUGUCCGCGUAUGGGAGAUAUGAUAUUAGAUAUAUUCAUUCCAUUCAAAACACCAUUAGACAAUAAGUUUAAUCAUUUCAUCGAUCCGGAAGAUGUAUUUCACGUAGAUGAUGCAUUCAAAACAGCGGAACCGUACAAACUCGGUCUGAUUAUCGACUUAACAAAAUCUCGUAGAUUUUAUAAUCGACGCGAAGUAACGGAACAGGAUUGUAAAUAUUUGAAAAUAGAAUGUAAAGGAAAUGAGGAACGACCAACACCAGAACAAGUGAAUCUUUUUAUUCAAAUUGUCAAUCAAUUUCUCGACAACAAUACUGGAAAUCAGAAAAUAGGAGUUCAUUGCACUCACGGAUUCAACAGAACGGGAUUUAUGAUUAUUGCUUAUCUCGUUGAAGAGUUGAACUAUGGCGUAGAUAUAGCGGUUCAGAUAUUUUCAGAUGCUAGGCCUCCUGGAAUUUACAAAGCAGAUUACUUAGAAGAUCUCUUCACACGUUAUGGGUGUAUCGAAGAUUGCCCACAAGCCCCUUCGCUCCCUGAUUGGUGUACAGAGGACGAAGAAUACAGUUCACAUACGCCAGCUAAGAGAAAAAACGAAGAAUUGUGUACAAACUUUGAUAAUCAAGAGACAGUUUCCUCAUCAAAAAUAUCACGCAUAAGCGAUCAUAUAGAAGAAAAUGCGUCUUUUAGUAUUCCUACAAGCAAAAGCUUUCCCCCACCGCCUCCAGGAAAUCCAGAUUUUAUGGAAGGGGUUUCUAAGGUUGAUGUUUUGGUUCAGGACAGUCCAGAAGCUCAUGAGGCACGCGAUUUGUCGGACAGACUAUGCAAAAUGGGUGGUUAUUUAUAUUUAGAGGGUCAAUUGUUUCCUGCAACCGAUUCAACAUCUGAAAAUGAACAAGAACCUGAGAAUUUAGAAGCGAAUCGCAGCCGAAAGAUAUCAAAACCAUCUAAAAGGCCUUUACGUUUCAAAGGUAGUCAACCAGUCUCCAUAACACAACGAAAUGUGGCAGCUCUGGUUAACUCUGAUUAUUGCGUAACGUACAAGGCUGAUGGCACUCGUUAUCUUAUGCUCAUAAUGGGUCCUGGUCGUGUCUAUCUAAUAGAUCGGGGAAAUUUUGUUUAUAAGCCAAAUGUUUUGCAUUUUCCGACGGUAUCGUGGAUUCGCGAAAAUGAAAAACGUGGUCCAAAUUCUGGUCGUCCAGACUUCCUAAAUGAUCCUGAUGGUCACUUAUUUAAUACGCUUUUGGAUGGUGAACUUGUACUUUGUCAUGACCAUUCCAAACCGCCUAACAUAUCUACAUCAGAAGUAUCUGGAACACCUAGAUUCUUGAUCUAUGAUAUAAUUACCUUAAACAAUAAACCCAUUGGUCGGUCUGCAUUUUUUGAACGUUAUUCUGCAAUUGACAAACAAGUUAUAUGGCCCAGGAAUACCGGUGGUCACUUGGGACUAGUUGACUUUAGUACUCAAUCUUUUUCGGUCAGGCGAAAAGCAUUUCGCGCACUGCAAGAUACUGAAGAGGUAAAAUUAACCAGUAUAUUUCUUGUAUUUUGAUAAUAAAAUGGACUAUAUUUAGUCACGACAAACAUUUUCGAGUAUUAAUGUAUGAACUGCACUCCUGUAAACAAUACUGCUUCGUAGUUCAGUUCAAGUUCAAAGUGAGUCACUUGAUUCACAGAAAAUAACCACAGCCCCACCUUUCUUUGAAGUAGAAUAUUGUUAUUUACUGGUAGAUUUCUAGCUAUUUCCUUCAUACACACUAUUUGAAAUCAUAUGUUAACAACCGAUUUUAUGUUUCAUAUGGUUUCAGCUACUCAAACCUGCGUUCUUGCAAAGUUUGGACCACUCAACAGAUGGCCUUGUAUUUCAGCCUUGUGGUCCUGAAGAUUUUUAUGUUCUUGGAACUUCCCCACAAACGUUAAAAUGGAAACCUCCAAGUAUGAACACAAUUGACUUCAGAUGUAAAGUGGAAUAUCAACGAAAAGUUGGGUAAGGCUGCAACUUAUUCUUCUAUUACCAUUCGUCCAAGUUCGUUGUUUUUUUCCCGUUAUACGUGUUAAUGAUAUGACGUAAGGGAUUGAUAAGAACAUAGAAAAGAAUUUGCACAUGUAACAAAGACUAUUGUUACUUCUAGUAACUUAUCUCUCAAUAAGCAACAGAAAGAUAACUGGUUCGUGACUACAAAGAAUUAUUAUUUAGGAACAAUACAAAUUUUCGUAUACGUUUAUAACCAACCUGAAAUCAUAAAAGAAAAAUUGCUGGAUGAUUAUCCCUGAUUAGUCUAGCGGCGAAAUCAAUCAGCAAUAAGGUUACUCAAAUCACGUGUGAAAAAGAAAAUCUGCUUCAUCAACUUAUAGUCUAAACUAUCGGUUUCUCAAUUUAGUUACUCUUAUAGAUGAUUUCGCUGCAAAGGCGUUAGCAAUUCAUCUUUUCAAAACUGAGCAAAAGCUUCACGUCAAGCUGUCGUCAUAUCAUGACUCUACUAUCUAAUUUUUCUCUUAGUCAUUCGGUUACUGAUAUUUUAUCUUAAUAUUUUUAAUUUUUAGUCCUUUGUUAUCACCACCUUUAUGUUUUGAAUUUAUUCUUCAUCUUUCUCAUACUCCUUAAGUGGAUAAUUAACUCUCACACAUUUCUUUUUUACUUCUUGAUCGUUAGGUAACCCUAUUUCGAUCCUUGAAGUUGUGUACUAUUUAUAUUUUACGGCAGACUAAGAACAGUAAUAGGUGUCAGUGAGUCAGCAAGCGACACAGACAUUUAAAAUUCGGACCCCGACUCCCCAACACGCUAUUAACCCGUCAAUUUAAAAGGACAAUUUGUUACUUCAAUAUAUUAACUGGCUGAAUAUAGUACAUCCAAAGUGGGUAACGUCGACUCAAUAUAGAUCUAAAUGUUACAUAUAUUAUAAAAUCUUCGUAAUAGUAUAAAAUGUUUAGAUGUGAAUAUUAAAGUCAUGUGCUAUUCCACGUAGAUAGUCGAGUGUCGUUCUGUUUUUGUAAUAUUUUACGACCAGUUUGAAACGUACAGCUAUUUCCCUAUACUUCCUUUUUAAGCGUUUUCCUAAGAUGUGAAUACAUAUCACAUGCGUGUGGAAAAGUCAGUUUCGUAUGUCAUUCGCACUCUAAUCAAUAACCUAUUACUUUCCAUAACAACCUUGGUGAGUAGUACUAAUAGACUAACUUAAAGCCUCCAUGCCACCUCUCCACUACUUUGUUCGUUUCCAGAAGGAUAUCCACAACAGAGGGUGAACCAAACGUAUUUUACACCAAUAAAAGCGUUAUCCCCCCUUUCAAUCUUCACCUUCAUUAAUAUGCCCCCUUAUUAGUGUGAACCUAUUUACAUAUAUCCUUUAGUUUGUACGUGUAAAAUGGUAGAUGUGGUUCGCGAUAACAAGAGGCAAGUUGUUUCUGUGAUUAUUGUACAUUCUGUCAGGUACGUUGGCUCAUUGUAUGGAAAACAUAUUACAGAAUAUACUUUCAGUUGAUUGUUGCAAUUCGGAUUUGGAUGCAUACUGUUCCAUUUUUUUGCCACAGUAGAGGGGCACUUCUAAAGAUCACUCCUCAGUACGCAUAUUUCUAUCUAUUAAGAGAAUUUCACUGACAGUAAUUAAAUUAUUUUUACUUUAAAGCUUAACUUACCAAAAGUUUGAAAUUCAAUGCACUGCUCUCUUCAGAACAUAUCUAGGACAAAUCGAGAUUCCAUCCUAUCGCUUUAGCAGAUUGGAUGACCUGUUAACUUGUUAUAUUACAAAUCUAAAAUAGAGAUGAGGUCUGUCAUCUAAAAUAUUAUAAAAAAGUGGUUUGACAGCUCUACAUUUUCAAGGUCAACUGCUAAAUUAAAAUGUAUUUGUGAACUUCAGUACAUUUAUAAGAUGCUGUGCAUUAAAGUUCAACUAGGUCUUCAGAAAAUCAAAGGGAAGAUUUGAGUGUCUACUACUUUACAUUAAAUAAACACAUUACUGUGGAAGCAAAUAAGACCUACCCUUUAUGUUCUUAGCUCUAGUAUUCAUUUGAAUCCCUAACAAACUCUCUAAAACAUUAAAUAGAAAUAAUAUAUUUGUAAAAUCUCAG